Molecule: messenger RNA, 963 nt
Organism: Chenopodium quinoa (quinoa)
Lineage: Eukaryota; Viridiplantae; Streptophyta; Magnoliopsida; Caryophyllales; Amaranthaceae
Product: DNA damage-inducible protein 1-like
Exons: 2
Coding region: 1-963 (320 amino acids)
Source: RefSeq, a predicted model, not a curated record
AUGGAGAAUCAGAUAAGCCAAUUGGCCAACCAAUUUAGCCAAGUCCUAAAGACUCCAGGAACCUUCCCGGCCCAAACUGAACAAUCUCAAAAAGGCCAAAUGAAUGUCGUCACCCUGAGGAGUGGAAAGCAGUUGGAAGAUCCUCCUACUAAGGAGUCAUCAAGAGAGGUCAUUGAAGAAGUGAGUGCAAGUGAGAAGGAAGUAGAGGAUGCUAGGGUUGAGGAAGCAUCAAAGGAAGCACCACCAAAGCCACAUGCUCCAUAUAUGCCUAAGGUUCCUUUUCCUCAAAGAUUAGCACAAGCUAAACUUGAGAAAAAGUUUAGUAAGUUCCUCGAUGUUCUUAAAAAGCUUCAUAUUAAUAUUCCAUUCCUAGAUGCCAUAUCUGAGAUGCCCUCUUAUAACACUCUCCCUAAGAAAUUAGGAGAUCCGGGUAGCUAUUCAAUUCCAGUGAAGCUUGGAGAUAUUGAGAUCAACAGGGCACUAUGUGAUCUAGGUGCAAGUGUGAGCCUCAUGCCACUGUCUAUGUCUAUAUGCAAGAAGCUGCAGAUGGGUGAACUCAAACCCACACGCAUAUCUCUGCAACUUGCAGACAGGUCAGUGAAGUUUCCUUUCGGUGUACUUGAGGAUGUACCCCUCCAAGUAGGUAAGUUUUUCAUUCCAUGUGAUUUUGUUGUGAUGGAGAUGGAUGAGGAUGUGAAUGUUCCUAUCAUACUAGGUAGACCUUUCUUAGCUACUGCAGGUGCAAUUAUAGACAUGAAGAAAGGUAAGAUUACUUUUGAAGUAGGUGAUGAAAAAUUGGAAUACUCACUUUUGAAUGUUAUGGGUGCUCCUUCUAUGGGAGAUACUGUUUGUCAGGUUGAUGUGCUCGAUGAGCUGCAGAAUGAGCAACUUCCCUUGAAUCAGAAUGAUGAUGCUCUUGAACAAGUGCUAUUAGGGAAGGAAGAUGAUAAUGGAGAUUGGUAG